Molecule: messenger RNA, 1250 nt
Organism: Rhagoletis zephyria (snowberry fruit fly)
Lineage: Eukaryota; Metazoa; Arthropoda; Insecta; Diptera; Tephritidae
Source: RefSeq, a predicted model, not a curated record
AUGAAGAAGCACAACGCCAGUGCGGUGCACUCGACCACAUCCCACAUAUCACCAAAGACCGCACACAGCGCCCCAUGCUCUCUUCAAUUAUCCCUAUUACUAUUAUACGCCAUAGCACUGUCCAACGCCAGCCCGAUUUCUGUGCCCGAAAUAGUUGGAAAGUCUGGAAAAAGUAUUAACGGCGGCACAUCCUCGUCCGCUUCGUUGAUGAUCAAGCCGAACAUACAGGAUGCUCAAUUGAAUUCGCUCAAUGCCUAUGCCACCAACUAUGGCCAAAUAGCCGCACAACAUUCAAAUAAUGUCGCAAACAAUGCUGGCGCCAGCUCCAGCAGCAGCAUCCACAGCAACACGAACACAAACAAUUUCAAACCCUCUUAUAAACUACCUGAUGUGGAGAGUAAUUUCACGCCCAUACAAAGGCUGAGUAGCGUCAACAUCGUGCCACAUGCUGCACCGCUAACAGGCGUUGCGCCCCAUGUCAAUAGCAUUUCAAGUGAUACUAUGCCUCAGCCCACGCCCGUACUCAUGCAAUAUCUGCCACAGGCAAUGUCCGACGCUGGCGUGCACUAUCUACAACUCAUACCGACACGCCCACUAAUUGUGCCGAUAAGUCCGUAUUUGAGUGGUGGAAAUGCAGCAACGUCGGCCAUGCAAUCCGCCACACAUGCACUACAUCCGCCACUGGCCGCCGCCAUCAAUGGUGGCCCAUUUGAGUAUGCACCGCAUACACCGGCAAUAUUAUCAGCUGAGAACAUCAAUGUAGCCGCUAUGCAACAGCAGCAGCAGCAACAGCAUCAUCCGACGCCGACGGCCACAUUGCUAGAUGUGUCAAAUGCGGCGACAAUGCCAUAUGGCCUGCAAACAUAUGCGAAUGCCAUACAACCAUAUCGCAACAGCUACCGUAUAAAUCGUGAAGUGAAAGGCAAAAACUUUCCCGGCACCAUGGUACUCAAUAUGAAUGAAUAUAUACCGGGACCCAAUGAGGCGCUGCGACCGCUGUAUAUGCGCGGUAGACCUUGAACGUGGUGGUGAUGGGGUGAAGAAAAAAAAUCUUAUAAUGCACGAAAAUUUGUAAAAAUAAAAAAGGACUCCCUACUGACUUCUGGUACAGAGUCUUUUUCAGGCCCACUAUGGAUUUAAAAACAUUUUCCGCUACCACAUUCCGAAUUAAGGAAUAUUGAGGCUUUCAAAGCAUUCUAAAUAAUUUAAAGUUAUUGUGCAGUGAGCUCUGCGAGACAUAAGAAUUUUUA